GAUAUGAAUGCAGUCUUCGCAAACGGUCACACCUCGCGGCACUUUCUAAUCAGUUUUUUUUUCCAAUCUGAUUAAACAAUUUUGCACAACAGAUUAUAGAAUUUGGGCAUUAUCUUCAAACCCAUGGAACUUAGCUGGGAGAUAGUGCUCUGCGUGGGCAUAGCGGUGCUGGUUCACGUUCUGGUCUACCUGUUCGUCAUGGCCAAGCGGCCAAGGAGCAUUGUUGGGCGUCAUGUGGUGGUCACCGGCGGCUCCAAGGGAAUCGGUCUCUGUCUGGCAGUGGAAUGCGCCAUGAAGGGCGCCAAUGUGACGGUGAUAGCACGGGAUGAAAAAAUGCUAAGCGGAGCAGUUGCCCUGAUGGAAGUGAUUCGUCAGCGACCGGAUCAAAAGUUCCAGUACAGGAGCCUGGACAUUGGUGGCGACUAUGACCAGGUGGCCAAGGUGCUGGGCGAGAUCGAAGAGAGUUUCGGACCCAUUUACACACUGAUCAAUUGCGCCGGCAUGGCCAUUUGCGGUGUGUUCGAGGAGGUCUCCGUCCAGGAUGUGCACAAGCUGAUGAACGUGAAUUUCUUCGGCACCUACAACUGCACCCGCUACGUCCUGCCCAAGAUGAAGAAGUCUGGCGAGGGCAUUAUUGUGAUCACAGCCUCGCAGGCAGCAAUGUUUGGCAUCUACGGCUAUGGUCCGUAUUCGGCCACAAAGUAUGCCCUAAGAGCCAUGGCUGAAACGAUAGCCAUGGAAUCCCGGGAGCACGGAGUCAGUGUGACAUUGGCCAUGCCUUGCGAUACGAAUACGCCCGGAUUUGAGGAGGAGGAGAAAUCCAAGCCAAGGGAGACCAAAAUAAUCUCGGGGGGAGGAGGUCUCAUCGAGCCAGAGGUUAUGGCCAAAGCUAUACUCAAUGAUGCCUUGAAGGGAAAUUUCACAUCUACGGUUGGAGCAGAAAGCUGGUUGAUCACCACUUUGGGUGGGGCCCUACUCCCUUGGGAUGGCUUCUUUACCAAUCUCCUGCAUGCCAUCGUUUUGGGACCACUGCGACUUGUUAGCUACGGCCUGCACAAAUACUUCAAUAGUGUCAUACGGAAAUGCGCUAAAGAAGAUAAGGCCAAGGCUGGAUCUGAAUAGAAAUCAAGUGAAACCUUUACUGUCUCAUUGCUUUUUUAGUAUUCCAAGUGCCCAGUACAUUAAAUAGCGUUUCCACUGUAAAGUACAAAGUGCAUUUAUAUUGCAUGUCACAAGUCUAUUGAAAAUAUUCAAAAGUUCCACAUUAUUCAGCCAUUUUUAUAUAUGUAUUUUGACGCCUUACUGAACUUGUUUUUUUAUCGUGUUUUGUAGUCAACACUAUGUGCGCCUAAACUCUUGGUGUGUGCUUCAUUUGAAUAAAAACUGAUU
Drosophila gunungcola (fruit fly) is the source of this 1389-nucleotide messenger RNA. RefSeq names its product 3-ketodihydrosphingosine reductase (gene Kdsr). The record is from RefSeq and is a predicted model, not a curated record. Gene Ontology annotation, molecular function: 3-dehydrosphinganine reductase activity. NCBI's taxonomy places the organism in Eukaryota, Metazoa, Arthropoda, Insecta, Diptera, Drosophilidae. Gene Ontology annotation, cellular component: endoplasmic reticulum membrane. The transcript is spliced from 3 exons. The coding region runs from base 124 to 1122 and encodes 332 amino acids. Gene Ontology annotation, biological process: sphingolipid biosynthetic process.